AUGCAUAUUCAUUCGACAUUUGCUAUCUUUCUACUCUUUUGUCUUCUUAUUCAAACCUUAUAUGGUAUUCCGCCUACGCAUUAUCGAGCUGAACAAGAUGAUCAACAACUGGCAUCGUUGAUCAAUGAACUCAAAGAACGUCAAUGGCAUAUCGACUCAUCUGAAGCAAAUGAUAAUAACAUCCGUUAUGGUUGUCACGUCGAACACGUGGAAAUCGCUUCUAUGGAAAACCAUUAUGGAUCUCUCGACAUGGAUAAAACUUUUUUCUUUCUUUUUCUGGUAAAAAUGCAAUAA
This is a messenger RNA of Adineta ricciae, 294 nucleotides long. The record is from the annotation of a GenBank genome assembly. Lineage: Eukaryota; Metazoa; Rotifera; Eurotatoria; Adinetida; Adinetidae.